Phoenix dactylifera (date palm) is the source of this 1999-nucleotide messenger RNA. The record is from RefSeq and is a predicted model, not a curated record. NCBI's taxonomy places the organism in Eukaryota, Viridiplantae, Streptophyta, Magnoliopsida, Arecales, Arecaceae.
CCCUAUAAAAACCCUCCUGGGCCCUCUCCGUGCCGUAUAGCCGAACCCCGCACUCGCCCAGGAGAUGAUCGACGGCGGAGAUCGCGCUUUGCCGGAAUCCGUGUCCGAGCCCAGCCGUUGAUGGCGGAUAUCUACGUCAAGAUGGUCGGAGAAGAUGACUCCCCGGACAAAUGCCGCGAGGCCCGCCGCCGGAGGAUCGAGAUGCGGCGCUUCUCCGCCGUCGCCGGGGACUCGCCCUCUACGGCGGGGAGCCUCUCCCGAAGGGCGGAGAGGAAACGGGAGGCGGAGGCGGCCGAGUCCGAUCCUUCCACCGACGGCGGCGAGAAGCGGAGCCGUCCCGCUUGGGACGACUCUCCGACGCCGCCUCCUCCACCAUCCUCGGCGACGCCCUCUUCUCCUUCAACCUCUUCCUCGCCGGCCGAAUCAACUGGAGCACCAGCGACCGCGUCGUGCUCCGCACCGGCCCCGGCCCAGGCCCCGGCGGUCGAGCCUCGGCUGGCGUUCGGCUCGAUUUCUCUCUCCGGCCGGUUGAGGGAGAUGGAGGACGCCGUCUCCGUCCAGCCCGGGUUCUUCCGGCCUCCCGGCGGCGGCUCGAUGCUGCACUUCUUCGCCGUUUUCGACGGCCACGGAGGCUCCCACGUGUCUGCGCUGUGCAAGGAGCGGAUGCACGUGAUACUGGCGGAAGAGCUGGCGGCGGCGGGGGAGGCGGAGGCGACGGAGGAGGACCGGUGGAGGGCGGCGGUGGCGCGGAGCUUCGAGCGGAUGGACGAGCUGGCGCUGACGGCUUGCGUGUGCGGCAACGUGGGGCACCCGCCGUGCCGGUGCGAGCGGUCGGGGAUUGAGUCGGACAUCGUGGGUUCCACGGCGGUGGUCGCCGUCGUCAGCCGCGACCGCCUCCUCGUCGCCAACUGCGGCGACUCGCGGGCGGUGCUCAGCCGCGCGGGCCGUGCCGUUCCGCUCUCCUGCGACCACAAGCCUGACCGGCCGGACGAGCUGGCAAGAAUAGAAGCAGCGGGCGGGCGGGUGAUCUUCUUGAAUGGUGCUCGCGUCCAUGGAAUCCUUGCAAUGUCACGGGCCCUAGAGAACAAGAUGGAGAAAUUCGUUAUGGCUUGUAGGAAUGCGACUGUUCAGGCAGAUCAUGAGAGGUGUCUUAGUGCAGAAACUGUUGUAUCAAUCAACAGUUUUACCUUGUGAACUAAUGUAGUGCAUAAGAGUGGAACAAAGAACUUAUGUGGAGUUAUGGAUAAUACACAGAAGAAUGGAACAAUUGAGGGACGGGAGUCUUGAUCGACUUUAUAUGCUAAUUUAGUACCCUGAAUAUUCAAUAAUAGAUGAGAAAAAUGUGAUUACAUUAUGGGAAUUUUACCCUUUUUUUUUCCCUUAAAAAAGAGGAUGUAUUAUUCUUAACCACAAAGUCCUUGAGGAGUUUCGCAUGGUUGCUUCUUGUUCUUGAGCAAAAGGGUCGAGCAUAUUGUGAUUUAUAUAUUGCAGCAGGUUACCUUGUAAUACAGCUCAUUUAUUUUAUUUUAUUUUAUUUUUGGAAGAGAAAGUAGGGAGACCCAUGUCCACUAUCAUUACCUAGGUCUAGAUUCUUAGAGAUGAACGGUCCAAGAAUCAAAACUAGAGCCUCUAGUUGCUAAAUAGAGAGGUGUUGUUAUGCUCCAAAUCUGGGAUAUAACUUGGCCAUGCUAUCGAGGGGUAUAGCCCACGAUAACACAAAGCCAAUAAUUACAUUCAGCUUCCAAAUCCCUCAUAAACAAAAUAGAACAAAAGAAUCCAAUUUCAUUAUCCAUUAAAUAAUAAAGCAAACACCUGUUCAAAGCAUCUAAAUCCAAAUAAAAAUACCAAAAUCUAUAAUUUUGAAAAUUCAGAAAAUUACCAACUACAAAUUCAUAGGCAAUUAGAGAACCAAAAUUUUGCUACAAAACCACCAAGUUUGCUAGCACAAACUUUAAGCUUGGACCAUCCUUCAUUCUUAGUGAUCCUAUUCGUCUGGAAA